CAACUGCUAUUUUGAAAAUUAUCGAAAAUUCUAGACAGGAAGUGAAAUUUUUGCAAACUGCUGGCGUAACAUUGUAGUAACAAUCAUGGCUGCCCCUAGCAGUAGGCAAGUUCUCCGGCGCCUCUGUCAAUUCGGAGCGUUUAUUUUGACCCGAUUUGGUUUCUGGAACUGCUUUACCAUGCUGAUGCUCUUUGCCGAGCGCGCGGAUGUAAAAAGGAAACCUGACAUCCAGGUUCCCUACCUGUACUUUGACAUGGGGGCAUCAGUGCUUUGUGCCAGCUUCAUGUCCUUUGGGGUGAAGAGGAGGUGGUUUGCAAUGGGGGCUGCCAUACAGUUAGCUAUCAGCACCUACGCUUCUUAUAUUGGUGAACAAGUGCACUAUAGUGACUGGCUGAAGGUAAGGAUGUACUCCAGAGCCCUGGCUAUCAUCGGGGGUUUCCUGAUCCUAGCCAGUGGUGCGGGGGAGGUAUACAGACAGAAACAUCGCACCAGAUCGCUGCAGUCCACCGGACAGGUCUUUAUAGGGGUCUACCUAAUCUGUAUGGUGUACUCGCUCCAGCACAGUAAAGAGGACAGGAUGGCCUACCUGAACCACAUCCCUGGUGGGGAGAUCACCCUGAUGCUACUGGUGGUGCUGUUUGGGGUGCUGGCCCUGGCCUUUCUCUCUGGCUGUUAUAUCCGCCUAGCCUCACAGAUCCUGGCCGUGGUCCUGCCCCUCAUCCUGCUCUUCAUCGAUGGUAACCUGGGCUACUGGCACAACACCUGCCAUGUAGAGUUCUGGAACCAGUUGAAGCUGAUGGGACAUAACGUGGGUAUAUUUGGGGCUGUGCUGAUUCUGGCUACAGACGGCUGAAUGGAAUGGACACCUUGGCAGACUGAAGUCUAUCAGAAAAGAGGCCACUAUUUAACAUCGGACUGAAGCUACAAGUUUCAAAUGGCACACUAUUCCCUAUUUAUUACAUUACUUUUGACCGAAGCCCUGGCCAAAAGUAGUGCACUAUAUUGGGAAUAGGGUGCCACCUGGUCAAAAGUAGUGCACUAUAUUGAGAAUAAGGUGCCAUGUGAGACUUAUACACAGUCUCUCUGGAUCCUCAGACGAACUGAUCCUCACUUACAGCAGGAGAUAGAUGGUGAUUGGACACUAAUCCCUGCCUGACAGACAGCCAUGUGGGUAGACAUUAUCGUUAACUACCUGUCCAACUUUGCUUUUGCAAAAAAUACAGACAUGAGCUCCAUUUAGUUUUUAAAAAUACUGAACAAAAAUAAACACAACAUGCAACAAUUAACAAUUUUACAGUUCAUAUAAGGAAAUCAGUC
Coregonus clupeaformis (lake whitefish) is the source of this 1317-nucleotide messenger RNA. It is a transcript of the gene tmem101, whose product is annotated as transmembrane protein 101. The transcript has 4 exons. The record is from RefSeq and is a predicted model, not a curated record. The coding region runs from base 86 to 853 and encodes 255 amino acids. Lineage: Eukaryota; Metazoa; Chordata; Actinopteri; Salmoniformes; Salmonidae. Gene Ontology annotation, biological process: positive regulation of canonical NF-kappaB signal transduction.